UUAAUAAAAUAUAAAUAAGGAAAACAAUUAAGAUAAUCGAUCCUGUUAAUUAAAACACAGAAUCAUUUAAUUAUUAUUUAAAUUCAAAAUUCGCGCAUCAAAUUUAGGAAAGAGACUAAGAAUAAAGGCUGCAGAAGAAUACUCUUCUUUAUAAAAAAGUGUUUAUUAACAAAAAUAUCAUCAGUAAAUCGAAUACCUUCAUCUUAUAACAAUCUGAUAGUUGAAGAUUAUCAUAUGAACUAGCUUUUUCAAAAAUUUAUAAAUUUUAAAUGUGAAAUGAAUGUUUUACAUGGAAAUCAGCCAAUAACUCAUUUAUGUGUAGAUAAAAAUUGUAAAUAGUCUAUAGAGAAUGUAUCAUCUUAGAAUGGGAAAAAGUCUACCGGCAAAAUGAUGUCCUCUAAUUCUAUUUUAUUAUGCUGCAAGUGUGUUUAGAGUAGCCAUUAAAACCACUAAGUGAUUUCAAUAGAGUAGUUUAUUAAAUAAGCAAAAUCUGAAUCUAAAUCUAAUAUUUAUGACAUUAACAAACAAUCUCCUAAUUAUAAUGUUUACGAAUAAAAGAAAAAUAAUAUUUUGCAAUGCUUAUCAAAGAUAAGCUAAAAGAUAUCUAAUUAUACUUAACUAAUAAAACUAAAAGAAUUAAGUGAAAGCAGUGACAAAGCUCUUAAUUAACGCCUCAUUACAUAGAAUCUUCAACAAUAAGAGUUUAUUAUGUAAAGAAUAUUCACAUUAGAGGGGAAUAAUUACUCAAAUUAGGCUGAAUUUGAAGUUUUGCUUAAAGAAGUUUAAGAAGGUUUGUAAAAGAAUCAGAGUGUUAUGAAGCAGUACGAAGUUACUAAGAAAGAAGAAGACAUAUAAUUAAAAGAAUUAGACUUUAUUUUUGCAAAGUUAAAUUAAGAAACAUAGAAAAUAAUUCAAUUGUUUGAUAGAGACAUUUCAUAUCACAUUCAUCAAAAGCUGAAUGAAUACAUUUAGUAGAGCAAUAAGUAAGCUCAAUAAAAUAAUGAUAAACAAUCCACAGAAAAUUUAAACCAGGAAAAAAAUACUAAAACAUUAGAUCUUAAUGCAUUUGAUUAAAUAUCAAAACUUUUUUCAUCUGGCGCGAAGAGUGGUAAGAAUUAAUAAGAAUAACAUUCUGAAUAGGAAAAUAACACAUAGUAGCAGAAUAUAACAAAGCAGAGACUUGUAGAAAUUCAAAAUUUAAAUCCUGCUAUAAAUAACAACUCCACUCCUACAGCAUCAAAAUAAAAUUUUAAUUAAAAUAAUAGUGGUGGUUUUUCUAAUUUAAAGCUUGGUAAUUUAAGCACAGCUCAAACAAACUCAUAUGUUUAUAGCGACUAAAAGUUAAAAAGUGAUAAUUUGAAUAAUAAAUCAGCUGCAAACAGUGCAAUAAAAGGAUAUAGUAUUCUUUCUGCAGUGAAAUGCUAAACUCCUUAAUCAGUAGCUAAUGAAAAUGAUUCUGCCUCGAUAAAUUCUUAUAAGAAAAAAGAAGCUCCUCCAGCUUUUAGUUCAGUAUUUCCUUAAUCAUCAAGUUCUAAAAAAAUAUCCCCUCAAGAAAAAAGAGUUUUUAUAUAAACAACAAAUUAAACAAGCAAUAUUGUUUUUGUAACAAACAGCUAAAAUGUUCCAGCCAAUAAAAAUGAAGAUUUGGAAAACCAAAAAAGUAAGAUAUAGAUGAAAUUUUAAACAGAUAGUUUAAAUUUUGAUAAUUUUACGCCUAAAUUAUCAGAGAAUAGUAGCAAAAUUAAAAAUAUUGGUGGUAAUUUAUCCCCAAUUAGCAAGCCUUAAAAUGCUGAAGAUGAGUUACACUAAACAGCAAAAGAAAUAAUUUAAGAAAAUAAUAUUGAAUGGCUUGAUAACGAAGAUUACGAUCUGAUUGAUAGAGGAUAGUUUUUAGCAAAAGAAAGGAGAUAAAUUGGAUAAGAAGAUUUUAAUUUAAAAAAAUUGGGCUAAUAAGAUGAUGAAGAAGAAGAUGAUGAUAAUGUCACAUUGUAUGAUAAUGAAGAUUAUGACAGUAACGAUUUUCUGGAAAAAGAUGAAGAUCUAAUUUAGUUUGGAGAAGAAAUUUAUGAAUAAGAUAAAGAGAAUAACAACUAGUAAAGCUUCUAUAGAUAGAAUUAUAAUAAAUGUGGUUAAAAUUUAAACUUAAAUGGAUUUUAAUCUUCUGCAUAAAAAAGUUUUUAAACACUUCAAAACGAAGGACAGUCCCAAAUACAGUAAACUUAUGGUUAAGAAGUAGAUAGAAAAAAAGAAAAAAGAUUAAGAAAAAGGCUUUCAAAAAAAUUGAAAAAACUUAGGUAAUAGCAUGAUUUAAUUGAGUAAGAGCAGAUGUAACUUAAGCUAAAGUAAGUUGAAGAAGAAAAAAAGUUAAGUAUGAUAAAGCUUAAUGAUGUAAAUCCUGAUCAAAGUAGUAGUGUAAAGCAAUUCUAAUACUCAAGCUGCAACCCUGCAAAUAAAAAAGGUCAAUUCAAAGGAACAAAUUCAUAAUUAUAAAACUCUGCUGAGAAAGGUAAACAAUAGCAGUUAUCAGACACAAAGUUUAACAAAGAAUCUAAUUUUCAGAAUCUGCUAAGCUAAAUGAAAAGCAAUUAAUAAUAGAAUCUAAAUAAGCAAAGUAGUAAUAUAAAUUAACCAAAUCUGUUGAAAGACUCUUUAGGGUACAACUAGAAAACAGGUAUCUAUUCAUCUAAAAUUUUAAAUACAGCUAUUUCACCUAAUAAAUAAGAAGCUGUUUAACAAUUUGAAAGGGACCAGUCUCCUGAUCUUCAGCAUUUUUCAAAUGGAAUCACAAUUAAUCAGACUAAAAAGAAAUUAAAAACAAACUAAAUUUAUGAAGGUGCUUAUACAAACUCAGAAUUAAAAUCUCAAUAAUAUAAUUUUAAUUAAAACUAAAUUGUAAAAAAUAACAAUUUUGGAAUAAAUUAAAUGAAAAAUAAUAUUCAUAGCCAAUUUGAAUAUGAAUAAAAAUCUUAAAAUAAUAAUAGUAAAUUUGAAGGAAGCUAAGAAUCUUAGUCAUUUUAGUAAAGUAUGAGUGCUUUCCAAUCAUAAAACUCAACUUUAUCAAAUAAAAAAGAUUUAAGCUUAAUAAAUUUAUAAAUGAAAACUAGCAAUAUUUAAAAUAGCUAAUAAUAAUCUUAAGUUUAUAACAAUUUUAACAAUUAGAGACACUUUAAUAAUACAUAAUUUUAAUAUAAUUAAUAUUAGAAUCCAAAUUUGCAACAACCUAAUAAUUAUAAUACUCUUUUGAGUGAUGUUAAUUUAAAUAAUAACAAUUAACAGAGACAUGGAAGAUACUCAGAAAGGUUUUAAUCAGAAUUUUCUUAAAGUUAAUUGAAAAUCUAAAAUAAUUUCUAAUCAUCUUAAGACCCAUUCCAAGUUCCUUAAAAACCAAAUUAGUAAUCAGUAAUAGCUCGUCACAAUUCCUUGAUAAGACCAUAUUAAUAAAAUUAUUAGUCAGCAUAUAAUUAAAAGCAAAAUAGCUUAGAUACUUCUACACCUUUUGAAGAAUAAAUUAAUAUUAAUAGCAGUAAGCAGUCCUUAAACUUUAGGAACACUAACACAUCCUCAAAAAAUACUAACUAUUCUAACCCACAUACUUUCAUGCAAAAUGAUGAAAGAGUUUUAAAUAAAAGCAAAAUUCAAUAACCAUAAUAAUAAGAUUGUGUUAAUAAUUUCAAACUAUAAAGUGAAAUAUCUUAAGGUUUAGAGUAAAUUCAAUAAUAAAUCGAAUUUAGCAACUCCCUAAGAGAGCAGCUCGAAAGAAAAAUUAGAGAAGAGCAGUAGAACAGUGACAAAUAUUAGCAAAGUUCAAGCACAAAGCGCUUAAAAUUUUAAAUUAUUGAUGACGAACCAUAAAAUAGUAAACAUAAUAAUUAUUUAAAAUCUUAUGAAAACUAGAUAUACAAUCCUAUAGAAAGAUCAUAUUAAAUUGACAAUGUCUCUUCUUUGGAUGAAUAAAAUUAGUCCUAAUAUGACGAUUAAUCUCCAUUAUAUUCUCCUAUAGUUUAAUUCAGUCCUAUGGAAUCUGAUGAAAUCUCUUGA
Messenger RNA from Tetrahymena thermophila SB210, 4038 nucleotides. RefSeq lists its product as hypothetical. The transcript is spliced from 3 exons. The record is from RefSeq and is a predicted model, not a curated record. NCBI's taxonomy places the organism in Eukaryota, Ciliophora, Oligohymenophorea, Hymenostomatida, Tetrahymenidae.